AUGGCGGACUCAACCCGAGAGAUCAUCGUGAACAAUCUCUUUGGAGGCGCAAAGUUCUGGCUCGCGCACCACAUCCCUCAACGGACCAUGCUCAAAGAAACGAUUGAGAAACACGGCGGCGUUGUCGUGUUGCUAGAAAAAUAUGCUGAUGUCAAGCUUGUUGACCAUUUAAGAAAAAAGCAGCUUGCAGACACAUAUUCCUAUAAAUAUGUCGAGAAAUCUGUUCGCAAUGGAAAGCUUGAAGAUCUUGAAGACUACCGAGCAGGUCCUUCUGCUCAACGGCCAGUAGGCGCAUCAAAUAUCCCUACAAAGAAGACCAGAUCAGACUAUACCUUGAUCGACGAUCAGACUCUCUUUGACUGGUUACAUCCCUAUGAACAGGAGGAGAAUGCGCCGAUCAAUGGCAACAACAUCUACAAAAACUUGGCUGAGAGGUUCCCUCAGCAUCCAUGGCAAUCUUGGCGAGCACGAUAUCUCAAAAACCUGCGCCAUAAACCCCGCCCGGGAGGUGGAGAGCCCAGACCAGACCUCCUGGAACAUGUACCAGCAUUGGCAGCAAGAUCAGCACCACCACCAGCAGCAGCAAAGCCAGCAAAGCCAGCAACACCAGAAGUAAAGCAAGAGCCAUCAGAGACAGCAAGGUCAAUGCCCAACAUAAGCCCACCACGCAUUCCUACCGAAGGCGAACAGAUCCAACCCUCGACAAUGCCCCAAACACGGCCCGGCGAAUCGGCCAAAUUAAAAAGAAAGCGCGGAUCGUUCGCUGGGCCGCACGAGAAUCAGCGCGAUGAAGUGUGUCCACCACCUCCUAAGAGAGUAUUAGCUGGGACCCCCGAAACUAUGGAUUCUCCGGCUCAAAGUGUUUCUUCAACACACCAAACAACGCGCAAAAACUCAUUACCACAAACUACGCAACCAUCACCUACUCAAACAUCAACACAGAAAGCUCCAACAGAGCCUCGAGAUCCGCAACAAGUUCCUUCGGGUCUCUUGUUUUUAGAGUUGCCAUUCCUUCCAUCGAGCCCAGAGCCCGAAGUCGAAGAAACUGAUCAGGAAAGCAAUAUAGAUGUCAAUGACUGGAUUGAUGCCCAACUAGGACGAGGCAAUAUAGAAUUGUCCCUUGUGCUCCAAGCAUUACAAUGUACCAGUAUGAAUCCCGAAUACGCUGAACGGGUACUCGAACAUUGCGCAGCCGGGAAAGGCAUACCCACAGAUAUGCCAGGAGUAUGGACACCUGAAGAUGAUCGAUGUCUAGAGGCGGAAGAUGGGCGAGCUGUUAAAAUGGUCUAUGAAAAGCAUGGCGAAGACUUUUUCAAUGCCAGGUGGGAAUACCUUCGUUUAGCUCGUGAUGGAGGCAUUAUUUAA
Molecule: messenger RNA, 1365 nt
Organism: Penicillium angulare
Lineage: Eukaryota; Fungi; Ascomycota; Eurotiomycetes; Eurotiales; Aspergillaceae
Product: putative transcription factor Rap1
Exons: 4
Coding region: 1-1365 (454 amino acids)
Biological process (GO): telomere maintenance via telomere lengthening; regulation of DNA-templated transcription
Cellular component (GO): shelterin complex
Molecular function (GO): telomeric repeat DNA binding
Source: RefSeq, a predicted model, not a curated record